Messenger RNA from Trematosphaeria pertusa, 1204 nucleotides. RefSeq lists its product as uncharacterized. Gene Ontology annotation, biological process: protein phosphorylation. The transcript has 8 exons. Lineage: Eukaryota; Fungi; Ascomycota; Dothideomycetes; Pleosporales; Trematosphaeriaceae. The record is from RefSeq and is a predicted model, not a curated record. Gene Ontology annotation, molecular function: ATP binding; protein kinase activity. Bases 101 to 1024 code for a protein of 307 amino acids.
UGUCAAUAUUUUAUUGUUUCGCUGAUAAAACACCCUCUUUCUAAUAACCACUGUCACACUCGACAACGUACUAGUGAUAGCAGAUCCGUCGGACACUAUAAUGUCGUUUAGCGUCGGCAAAUUCCUUACUGGCGGCAAAUAUACCUACAAACUCUGGGCCAUCAUCAAAACUACCACGGCAAAAAAGCAAAAAAGGCUCAGAAGAGAGCGCGAGGCAUAUAAUAGGCGAGCAAUCUAUCAGAGCCGCCACAUCCGGUCUCUGUACGACGAGAUCAAUCAGUACAUAAGCGAAAACGGCUUCCAUGGCAACACCGCUGCCUUUAAAGAAGCCGUGCAGUUAAAUCCCUACUGUCUUGUACUAGAAUAUCUCGACGUGCCGCUAAGCGCACUUAACCCAGCUAAGUACAAGGAUAAUCCUGUCUUCAUGGCCGCACUCUUCAAGGGCACGUUAGGAGGCGUGAAAGACGUUAGUCUUACUAAAAAUGUCUGGACGGAUUGUAAGCCUGAUAAUGUACUCUGCUCCAACGUCGACGGACGAAACCCAAUAGUCAAGAUCUCAGACAUAGGCCUCUGUCAACUAGACGGCUACAACCAGGUGCAAAUGCAAUAUAGCUGCCGCCACGUGUCAGACGUGUAUUCUGUAGGAUCUACAAUCAUCUCGUGGCUUCAACCAGGAGUCCUUGGCCCACAAGACGUCAAACCGCCCAUCUUUGCGGACGCAUGGUGCAUUGCCAAGAUAAUCAAGCUGGUGGAGACGGAGAAUGAACAGACGGUCGAUCCGCCGGCUGGUGUCGCCAGUAAUGUAAAGUCGAUGUACGAGUUAGGUCGAGUACUUCUCACGCAGCCCAAAGAUGACGAUAACGGGAGCAUGCACGUCCUAGCACGGCCUCUUAGGGAGGUCUUGUGGAGACUAGGCACCAUGCCUAAGGUCAAGGCUCUCCUCCAGGUUUUACUUGCACUAAACUUCCAGAACCGCUUGCCAGCGGGGCAGGUGCUCACGUCGAAGAAGUACGAGGCACUUUAGCACGCUGCACUGAGCAAAUGAACGUCGGGGAGAUGCAGAUUGCUUAAGGAAAUCCCCACACAUGCUAGCAGGGGCAGCUCUCCUCUCCGUCCUGAUCAUUGGUAGAGAAUGUCGCAAUCUUCAGUAGUCGCGUUGCUACGAUUGGAUGAGGAAACGGCCGAUGGUUGGGUAGAACAUGGG